AUGUCAACCACAGUCGACUCGUCGGCCCAGGUUUUUAAGCCUAUCUUGGGCUAUGUCAAAGCCGAACUCGCCAUCAACUGUAUAGUCGUCCUGCUGGUUCUGGUCGUUGUUGGCCUGCGCGUCGUAGGAAGAUUGAUCGGACCUGGCCUCGGAUGGGAUGAUGGGUUUGUCAUGUUCUGUGUGCCAUUGGGUGUGGCCAUGCUGUGCUGUCAAGGCCUGUUUGCGCCCGUUGGAAACGGUUACGAAUUAGCGACGAAUAUGGAUCUCGCCGUCAAUAUUCCAUUCAUCCUUAAGUUGACAUUCUGUAUGCAAGCCAUCUAUGUCACACUUCUCGCCGCCGUCAAAGCAAGCAUGCUGUCGUUCUAUAUCCGCGUCUUCCCCACGCCAUUUAUGCAAAAGUCCUCAAAGGCCGCUCUCGUCUUUGUCGCAUUGUGGCUCAUCUCCUAUCUCUGCGCUUGCAUCUUCAUCUGCAAACCAGUAUCAGCCCAGUGGGAAGCACCAUUGCAAUGCGGAAACUACAUUGCCAUGAUUCAGUCUCUGAUUGUUACCAAUGCCAUUGGUGAUUUGAUCAUCAUGGCCCUGCCCAUGCAGAGUGUCUGGAGCUUGAAGACAAGGCGUGCUGAGAAGAUCGGUAUCACCUCUUGUUUUGCACUUGGUCUAGCUUGCGUUAUAUGCGCAGUCUUCCGACUUAUCUACAUCUCCACCGUCGAUCUCAACAACAACAUCACCGGCACAAUGCCUACCACCAUUUUCCUUUUCAUCCUCGAGCCCAACCUGGCCAUCCUCUGCGUCAGCAUCCCCAUGCUUCGACCUUUCUACGCCAAGUACAAGAAGCGAAUGGGAGGAUCCCGACUCGACGAAUACUCCACCGAACGAAGCACUGGAUUCAGAGACAUGAGCCGAUCGGGCGCACAGAGCGCUCACCCAGAAGUCAUACGAGACCCCAAUCUAUCUACCUGGGAAAUGGACGACUACCGACCUAGCGACAAGGUUCAACACGGCUACGCUGUGAAUGGUUUCGUGGAUGAGUCUGGGUCUGAGAAGAAUCUGACCGUUGGCUCGUCUGAAGCACGAAACAACGAGAUCAGCGUUCAGACUCAAUGGACAGUGACUCACACUCGCAAGUAG
Messenger RNA from Fusarium sp. VM40, 1128 nucleotides. Lineage: Eukaryota; Fungi; Ascomycota; Sordariomycetes; Hypocreales; Nectriaceae. The record is from the annotation of a GenBank genome assembly.